GCAGCGGCUGUGGAAGCGCCUUCGGUCCCAGCACUUUCCAUCUACGACGACGAUUGGUCUUUCCGCCCGUAUAUCUUCCUCUGUCGCUUUCGUAUGGCGGCCACUAAGUACUGCUAGCGCUGAUGCUUACAACCUUGCAGCUGCCGUCGCUGCUACUACUGCUGCUGCUGUUGCCGCAGGCGAUUGUUUCUGCUGUGACCCUGUGGUACGUCGAGCGGUGUCUCUACUCGCCGUAAUCGCUGGUGCCUGUGAGAGCUUGUCGGCGGCUUGUGUGAGAGUGCACGUACGGCUUGGUGCAGCUACGGUGCCGCUGGCACCGCGCCGCUGCUGCUGCUGUAGCUGCAGCAGCCAAAGCAUCGGCCGUCGCACAACGUGAAAGAAGAGACGACGAGGAAUUGAGCGAGCGACGGACGGACGACGACUUAGUAGCCGCUAUAGCUACGGCUUGCUGCCGCUACUGCUGCGGCGACGGCGGAGAGCCACAUACAGACGGACAGACAGCGGUGGCCAGAACAGUGGCGAGCGGCCGCAUUGAUGAUGACUGCUUGGUUGAUUGUUAUAGCCAUAGAACAUAGUGCAUACAUACAGUCUAGCUCUACUCUUCGGCAGCUACAGUGGCACCCGUAAAGUUUUUGCCGCUGCCGUCGCUGCUGAUGUCGUUGCAGUGUUGCUAAUGGUGAUGCUAGCGGAUAAAGCCUCCUUACGACGGCUGCCAUUUCUAAUAGAAGAAGAACUAAUAAUCACAGCAGCAGUAGUAGUAGUUGCAGUGGGCAAUGUGGUGUAGGUGUCAAUAGUGCGCUUUUCGUUGCUACUGCUGCUGCUGUGGGGUGUCGACCUCGCUACCUCACUACGAUCCACUGAACCCCUGUGGAGAUUACGGCGUCAACACCAACAUCAACAAUAACAUCAAGGGCCGCAGUAACAACAAGUGAUGUGAUGACGGAACUGAGCUCAGUCUUGGUGCCGCCGUUGAUUUGACUGUGGCCGUGUUAUUUUGUAGCGCCUGUGAUUACCGCAUCUAGCGGACCGUCAGAUCAACCUGUGAAAGCGGCAGUCGAAACCCAGCUACGACGAUAAUAGGAGCCCUAGCGGCGGAAAGACAGGCCGGGGAAGAGAGCAGAAGCCGUUUCCGUCGAAACGACGACCUUACUAUUCGUGUCGGCGAGGUCAAUUUCGAGCGUGGUCCUCUACUCUGUCCUAACUGCCAACAAUUACGGGGCCAGACAGAGAACUGGUGGGGGGGGGGCAGAGAGAUAACAACAAGUAAGAGCCAGGAUAGGCAAAACGGGAGUGUUUUUGUUCCUCAGUAGUGAUCCUCUGUUUGUCUGUCACUCGUUCAUGGUGGGGUCUAUCGUCUACAGAGUUUAUCCGAUCAGUCCAGUUACCGUUCCAAGUAGACGUUGUAAUUCAUCAGAGUUUUAGCUCGACCAAGAGAGAGCGAGUGCAGAGUGGCGUAAAGUUUUGCGGAUGAGACUAGCUCGCGUUGCGAAGGACUGUCGUUAGAACAAACAGAGUGGGUGGUCUGCCCGUGACAACAUCAGUGAAAGAAGAUGGCGUUCGUCAGCCGGAGCAAUGUCGAUACAUCAAACCAGCACUGGAACAGCAGUAGUCGUCGACGUCGUCCUAGCAUCAGCUUCAGCCUCAGUGAAAGGAAAACCGCCAUUAACAACCUUCUGUUCGACAAUAAUAAGAGCAAAGCCGAUAUCGGCAGCAGCCGCACGAUCCUUCGUACCCAUAACGCCAACAGCCGUAACCGCAAUUACGUCAAAAACAUUAUCUCCUGCAACUACUACUACAGCAACGUCAAACUCAGUUUUCGCCGUGGAGAAUUGGUCUCGUGGCGUGCACCGUUCACGGCUCUCGUACACUGAAUACCAACAUCAGUGAUCCCCAUUCCAGCUGCCGUAAGCACUUUCGCCCGCUACCAGCCUAUCCAAGAGAAGAACAGCGACGGCAACCACAAAUUCAGCAGCUCUCGAAGGAGAGAACCCUACGAGAUCCACAACUGAAAAGGAAGUACUAGAAAAAAUCGAGAAGACUAAACAAGAAGUGGACAACCGCGGUUGGGCUAGAAAGCUGAACAGUGCCACAACCUGUGUCACCGUUUGGGAACAUUUGAUGCAGACUGCAGGUGGUAGACUAAAGCACCGAUCCCCCCGAUCAUUUGUACAUCUUUACGAGACGCCAGUUGAGGGUCUAGCUGGCUCGCCCGCCAAGCGAAUGUCAACGGACAGACGUACGAAACGCGUCUAUUGUUAUUAUUAUUAGUAUGAAUAGCGGUGACAGUAAUUGCAGUAGCCGUCAUAGUAGUAGUAGCAGCGGCAGCAGCUGGUGCUGCUGCUUCUGCUGGCGAAGUAGUGGCAGGAAAUUAUGCAAAUUGUAGUGGUGAUGGCAAUGGUCAAAUUUUGACUGCGUAUAUCUGAGCGUAUAGAUCCUGUUAAUGCCCUCGGGAAUAGGGUUGAAGUUGAGACCAAUGCUGGUAUCAGUACAGCUCGUUGCCGCCGCCGCUGCCGCCGCUGCCGCCGCCGCCGCCGCCGCCGCCGCGGGCACCGUUUGUAAACGAGAAUGGCAGCGUAGUCUCUAGGCGGAGCAGUAGCGUGGUGUCUUCAUCACAAUGCAGAAAAAUAAAAAGAAGAUGAAUUACAAUCAAGAUAAAUAGAAACAGAGUUGAGAGUCUCAGUUGAACGACCUCUUUUUUCUCUCGUUGCCUUUAGUCUCCGUUCUUAUAUGUGCUGCUAUUUCUGGUCGUUUUUCUAACAUUUGGGAAACGUGCGUGAGUGGAAACGCCUGAUCGUGCUCGUCAAUCAAGCCGUUAUCAACAUCUUGCGCGUGGUUAGCUGGUUGCUGUUAGUUGUGUAUAUCGAGGCGUGUUAUUAAGAUUGUCAUUAUAACGUAACAGGAUGAUGACAAUAACUGUGUAUGCAUGUGUGACAUAAUGCGUGGUUAUGUAAGUGAAUAUAGUGGCUGAUAGUCGUGCAUGUACCUAUGAUAGUGCUAAUUAUCGUCUGUGCAGCUGUCACAGUCUGCGAGUGUGUGGAGGGGGUCGGGCUUGAAAGCCCUGACAGCCCUAUCCAGCAGGCCACUUACCACCAGGAGAUACUCCGUGUGGCACACAGUUCGCUAUAUAUAGCAACAAUAGUAAAAAAUAAGUAAAAGCGUGAGUGCACUGCAGCCGCUGCUGCAACAAAACGACAACAGCGAGAGCACCAGGAACAGCACCAAUUAACUCAUCGGCGAUAUCAGCACAAACAACAUUAUGACGACCCCAAAACCAGUCGAGUGGGUCAGCUCCCUCAUAACUCGCUUCGAGGAGCAGCUCCCAUGCCGUUCGGGGCCAACGACACCGCACAGCCGUCAAAAUGUCGAACAGAACAAAGAGUGUUUGAUUGCCAUUUCGAAAUACAAGUUUUCACUUGUCAUUUCGUCACUCACCAAAAUUCUACAGAGCACAGAGCGCGCCCAUGGUUCACUCCAGCCAGAAUUUGAGAAAAAUUAUUAUGAAUCGCAGCUCAUAGUACUGGACACGCUUGAGAAAUGCCUGAGCAGUCAACCCAGAGAUUCCGAACGGAGCUACGACGAAGCCAUGAAUGUAAAGGCCCUUCUCCGCGAACUCUGCCAGUUUAUGGAUAUGCCAGAUUCACCAAUGGUUACCCCGCUCAAAUCGCUCGCAUCCAAGGUGCUAUUUGCUCUGUCUCAGAACAAUUUUAACACCGUGUUCUCAAGGAUCUCAGCGAAGCUAUCAGAGCUUAGUACGACCGCAGAAGAAACUACAGACUUCUCAGACAUCGAACUGGUCCAGCACAUCAACCUCGAUAUUGCCCGCCUUAUUAAACUUCUACAGGAUUCAACUGUGAAGAUGAAAGCUUUGAGAAAAAAUGCGCAUAUCUGUCUUAUGAACAGUCUUGAAAAAGCGAUCUGGAACUGGCUGGAUACGUACCCUAAUGAGUUUGCGGACCUUCAAAAAAAUCCCAAUGAGGAACUCAUAGAGAUUGCUGAUAAACUUUUUGACCAGCUAGAGGUUUUUGCUGAAUCCAACAAACGGAAAGCCCAAGCAUGGCCACUGCAGAUUAUGCUCUUGCUCCUCAUACCCCCGGCCAUUGAAGAAAUCGCUGCAGCGGAAAACGGGCUACAAUGUGGACAAAGGCAUCUAAAGAAGCGGCAAUUUAUGGACUCGAUUAAAAAAGCUCUACUGCCACACGGAGCCUCGAAACAGCUCACGGAAGGUGCAGCGGUCACAUGCGUAAAACUGUGUAAAGCUUCAACAUACAUUAACAUAUUAGACUCGACCAAUGUAAUGUUCGUCCUAGUGCAGUCAAUCAUGCAGGACCUCAAGUUAUUGCUAUUCAACCCAGCGAAACCAUUCGUUCGCACAAGCUCCCAGUCGGCAAUGUGGGCCGAUGUCGAGCUCAUGAUCGACUGUUUUGUCUCAUGUUUUCGAAUAAAUCCGCAUAACAACGAGGCAACGAAAGUCUGUCUCCACCAGGCAACUAAUGUGAAUAUGACAACAUACCACUUUGUCUUGCUGAGCGCGCUCUAUCGGAUUAUCACGCAACCGCGACUCCCCUGGUGGCCGCAAAUUGACGUCUUGUAUUCGCGGUCAAUUGAGCUGCGUAGUUUGUUCACGGAUACGCUAAAUAAGGUUACCCAGGGCUUGUCACACACUUCGCUCAGGAUGAUAAGCUCCUUAACUCUUAAGGAGAAAGUGACAACUCUUAAGUUCAAGGAGCGAGGAGAAGAGUCACUCGGAUAUAAGAACAUCCUGUUACUACUUGUGAGACUAAUUCACGCCGAUCCGCUGCUUAUGCUAAAUAACCAAGGCAAAGCAGGACAUGAAAUUCAGUCCUCAACACUUGAACUCAUUAAUGGACUGGUUUCACUCAUCCAUCAACCGUCGAUGCCCGAUGUGGCCCAAGAAGCCAUGGAAGCCCUGCUGGUUUUGCAUCACCCAACGAACAUCGAGAUGUGGAAUCCCGAGGCUCCGAUUAAUACGUUUUGGGACGUUAGCUCACAGGUCCUCUUUUCAAUUUCACAGAAACUUAUUCAGCAUCAAAUAGUCAACUACACCGAUAUUUUGAAAUGGCUCAGAGAGAUCCUGAAAUGCAGGAAUGCAUUUUUGAUGAGACACCGAGACUACGCCAAUCUCGGCAGUCACAUAGCCAUUUGUAAACAGGCUCACAUUAAACAAGAAGUGGUUUUUUUCAUGUACCUUUGGUCUAUCGACAUUGAGGCAGUUCUUGUCUCGAUGUCGUGUUUCGCACUGUUAUGCGAAGAGGCCGAUGUACGAUGCGGCCAAGACGAUCUGACCGUCACGUACCUUUUGCCCAACUAUUGUGUCUACCAAGAGCUAUCCGCCGCCUCUCAAACACUGACAACUGGACGGGCGGCUCUACAAAAACGCAUAAUGGGCUUACUACGAAAGAUCGAGCAUUGUACACAGGGCUGCUCGCAAGCUUGGGAGGACACGUUCAUCAACUGGAACUAUCUGACAAACUUCCUCGUUCAGUACCCGAAGACAAAACUGGACGACGGCCAGAUCUGCGACACUCUCCAUCGCACGGUUGGCAAGCGACGUGCGUCGCAUCAGAGCACAGAUCAUGAGCUCGAAGACCAAGUAAACGAAUGGGCUAAUAUGACCGGUUUCUUAUCGGCCCUUGGCGGGGUCUGUUUACAACGGAAGUCACCCGCCCGUUCACGCUCAUCUAGCUCGGUGCACUCGUCGUACGCAGCAAGCUGUGAUGCCCGGAAAAUUCUCACCGGACAGGAUAUCAUGCAGCAGUACUGUCCAGUUCUGGACUUCGUCGGCCAGCUGCUAAAACUAUUAGUGUGCCAUAAUGAAAAGUUCGGUACCCAAAUUCAAAAGCACGUUAAAGAUUUGGUCGCCCAUGAGAUGGCGCCUUCUCUCUACCCGAUCCUAUUUGAUCAAAUAAAAUCAAUCGUGGAGAAGUUCUUCGACCCACAAGGCCAAGUCAUUUUGGCCGAUACUAACACGCAGUUUAUCGAGCACAUCAUAUUCAUUAUGAAAUCGAUCCUUGAGAACAGGGUCGAACAUACAGCUGAGCAUCUAGGCGUUACAUCAAUGGAGGCCAUGAUGUUGGCAAUUGUUCGAUACGUACGCCAUCUGGACACGACGGUGCAUGCAAUCCACAUUAAAACGAAACUUUGUCAAUUAGUCGAAGUUAUGAUGGAACGCCGGGAUGAUCUUGCAUUUCGUCAAGAGAUGAAGUUUCGCAAUAAGAUGGUCGAAUAUCUAACCGACUGGGUAAUGGGCAACUCCCAUCAAAUCGCCCCACCAUCAAGUGGCGACGUGACCGCCUUGACGCGUGACCUUGAUCAGGCUUGCAUGCGUGCCGUUGCAGCACUCCUGCUGGGCUUACCGUUGCAGCCCGAAGAGAGCGACCGUGGGGAUCUUAUGGAGGCGAAAUCGCAGCUCUUCCUCAAAUACUUCUCUUUGUUUAUGAAUCUUCUUAAUGAGUGUGCUGAAAUCCCUGAAGACUGCAAGGACGUUGUCACCCCGUCCAUGCCGACCGUUACAACCGUAACUACCCGCAACUCGCACAGGCUGCACUCGGUCAAGUUGAGCGAGCUGCGUACGUGCACGAUUCAAGCGAUGUCGAACCUGCUCAGCGCUAACAUUGAUUCCGGCCUAAUGCACUCAAUUGGCCUAGGCUAUCAUAAGGAUUUACAGACGCGAGCUGCAUUCAUGGAAGUGCUUACUAAAAUCCUGCAGCAGGGCACCGAAUUUGACAUGUUAGCCGAAACUGUCCUGGCUGACCGUUACGAACAGCUCGUGCAGCUAGUGACUAUGAUUGGCGAUAAGGGUGAGCUGCCCAUUGCAAUGGCCCUUGCUAGCGUCGUGAUGAGCCCACAAAUGGACGAAUUAUCCCGCGUGUUCGUCACCCUCUUCGAUGCAAAACAUCUACUUAGUCCAUUGUUGUGGAACAUGUUCUACAAGGAGGUCGAGCUAUCGGACUGCAUGCAGACCCUAUUCCGGGGUAAUUCAUUGGGCAGCAAGAUAAUGGCGUUCUGCUUUAAAAUCUACGGUGCGUCCUACAUACAUUCGUUACUCGAACCACUCCUAUCGCAGCUAUUAGAGACGCCUCAUUGUAACACAAGCUACGAGGUAGAUCCUGCACGAACGGAGUCCGCAGACAACGUCGAAGAGAAUCGACUCAAUCUGCUCCAGUUGACUGGCCGAGUGUUUACGGCGAUUGUCCAAUCUGCCGAUCGGUUCCCGCAACAACUGCGCUCCAUGUGCCAUUGUCUGUAUCAAGUGCUCAAUAAGCGUUUUCCAAAUUUCCCGCACAAUCUCUCGGCUGUUGGCACCGUUAUUUAUCUGCGGUUCAUCAAUCCGGCUAUCGUUUCACCGACCGAGUCGGGAAUUGUCGAUCGACAGCCGUCUCCGCGAACGAAACGUGGUCUGAUGCUCAUGUCGAAAAUCCUCCAAAACAUUGCAAAUCACAUUGAGUUCUCAAAGGAACAGCACAUGGUACCAUUCAAUGACUUUCUCCGAGCCAACUUUGAAGCUAACCGUCGUUGGGUGAUGCAAAUCACGUCGGACUGCGAGCCGACCGAGCAGACGUCCCAUACGAUGUCAUUUAUCAGCGAUGCGAACGUUCAUGCAUUACAUCGCUUGCUGUGGAAUCAUCAAGAGAAGAUCGGUGAUUAUCUCUCGUCGUCGCGUGACCACAAGGCCGUGGGUCGACGGCCAUUUGACAAGAUGGCCACAUUGUUAGCCUAUCUAGGCCCGCCCGAACAUAAACCGAUGGAUUCUCAAUGGGGUGGCAUGGAUAUGACAUCAACCAAAUUCGAGGAGAUCAUGAGCAAGCAUAACAUGCAUGAAAAAGAUGAAUUCAAAUCAAUUAAGUCACUUAACAUAUUUUACCAGAGCGGUACUUCGAGGGCAGGCUAUCCCGUUUUCUACUAUAUUGCACGUCGCUACAAGAUCGGCGAAACGAAUGGUGACCUCCUCAUUUACCACGUCAUCCUAACGCUGAAGGCAUUCUGCCAUAAAGGCUUUGAGCUGGUUAUAGAUUUCACCCACACUUGUGCAGAUAAUCGUUUUCGAACCGAAUUUCUUCAGAAGUGGUUUGUCGUAUUACCCGACAUUGCAUAUGAACGAAUUCAUGCAGCGUACAUCUACAACUGCAACUCGUGGGUACGCGAGUACACCAAGUAUCACGAUCGAAUUUUGGCCCCGUUAAAGGGUAAUAGAAAGCUGCUGUUUAUCGAUUCGCCGCAGAAGCUCAGUGAAUAUAUCGAGGUGGACCAGCAACAGCUGCCAGGGGCUACACUCAGCCUUGAGGAAGAUCUUAAGGUAUUCAACAAUGCCCUAAAGCUAAGUCACAAAGAUACGAAAGUUGCUAUCAAAGUUGGCCCCACUGCUAUCCAAGUAACAUCGGCCGAGAAAACCAAAGUCCUGUCGCAUUCGGUGCUCCUCAACGAUGUCUACUACGCAUCAGAAAUCGAAGAGGUCUGUUUAGUUGAUGACAACCAAUUUACACUAACGAUCGCCAAUGAAAGUGGACCACUGUCAUUUAUUCACAAUGACUGCGACACCAUCGUUCAAGCCAUCAUUCAUAUUCGAACCCGAUGGGAACUCUCUCAGCCAGACACGGUUACCGUCCAUACUAAGAUACGACCCAAGGACGUACCUGGCACCCUGCUCAACAUGGCUUUGUUGAAUCUGGGGUCAUCUGAUCCUAACCUGCGAACAGCGGCUUAUAAUCUGCUCUGCGCCCUUACUCAGACGUUCGACCUGAAGAUAGACGGCCAACUGCUGGAGACCAGUGGAUUAUGCAUCCCCUCAAAUAACACCAUUUUCAUUAAACAGAUCAGUGAUAAGCUAUCGCUGUCGGCAUACCAUCUGACCCUCGAAUUUCUUGAGGAGUGCAUACAGGGUUUUUCAGCCUCGUCGAUCGAGCUUAAACAUCUUUGCCUUGAAUAUAUGACUCCGUGGCUUCCCAACCUCACUCGUUUCUGCAGACAUUCGGAUGACAACAAGCGACAGCGCGUCGCUACCAUUCUCGAUAAGCUGAUAACGUUAACAAUCGAAGAGGUAGAAAUGUAUCCAUCAAUUCAGGCUAAAAUCUGGGGAAAGAUAGGUCAGGUGUCCGACCUUCUGGAUAUGGUGCUUGAUAGUUUUAUUAAACGGAGCGUCACCGGUGGGCUGGGAUCGGCCCAGGCGGAAAUUAUGGCCGACACUGCCGUGGCACUUGCGUCGGCUAACGUCCAACUCGUAGCGAUGAAGGUCAUUAGCCGACUAUGUCGGGUUAUCGAAAAAACAUGUACAUCGCCGACGCCGACGUUGGAGCAACAUUUGAUGUGGGAUGAUAUUGCGAUCCUGGCUCGAUAUCUACUCAUGUUAUCGUUCAACAACUCACUAGACGUGGCAAUCCAUCUGCCAUAUUUAUUCCACAUCGUUACCCUGCUAGUUCACACCGGCCCGCUAUCGUUGCGCGCCUCCAUUCACGGACUCGUUAUUAACAUCAUCCACUCACUGUGCACUUGUACGAAACCAUCGUUUAAUGACACCAAACAAACACUUAGACUGUCGCUCGAUGAGUUCUCUCUGCCGAAGUUCUACCUGUUGUUUGGCAUCUCCAAAGUAAAAUCUACAGCGGUCGCCGCGUUUCGGAAUAAUUAUCGUCACAAUGACCGUCACCUGGAUCGCUCAUUCACCUGUGCUGGCACUGACCCCGAACGAAUGCCGCUCGCCUCACUUGAGAUCAUCACUGAUGCGCUCCUUGAAAUCAUGGAAGCGUGUCAGAAGGCCGCAGGCGUUACAGACUGGCUAACACAUUGGACAACUUUAGCAAGAAGCUUUGCAUUCCGUUAUAAUCCGGCCUUACAGCCUCGGGCAUUAAUCGUGUUCGGUUGCAUCUCAAAAUCGGUCGUCGAUUCCGAUGUGAAACAACUACUUCGAAUUCUUGUAAAGGCACUAGAGUCCUUCCAGGAUCUGCAGCUAAUAGAUGCCAUAAUCAUGUGUCUGACUCGAUUACAUCCAAUGCUUUCGCCUGAAUCACCUAUUCACCGGGCGCUCUUUUGGGUGGCUAUAUCAGUUCUACAGCUCGACGAGAUUAAUCUGUACGCUUCUGGACUAGCACUGCUCGAGCAGAAUUUGCACACACUCGAUUCGCAGGGUAUGUUUGAGGCACCGAAUACGCUCAAACAGAUCAUGAUGUCUACCCGUGACCCACUGGAGUGGCACUUCAAACAGCUCGAUCAUUCGGUCGGACUGUCGUUCAAUACGUCGUUCCAUUUCGCACUUGUUGGCCAUUUGCUCAAAGGAUUCCGUCAUCCGACACCUACGACGGUAUCUCGUACGGCACGAGUACUUAAUAUGUUGCUCGGUAUUGUUGCAAAGCCGUACAAGCGCGAUAAGUUUGAGGUAACCCCAGAGGCUGUUCCCUAUUUGUCGGCAUUGGUCUCUGUCUCUGAAGAGGUUAGAUCGCGCUGCCAUCUAAAACAUCGUUCGGCUCCUUCGUUCAUGACGGCCCAAUCCGGUUCGAUGUCGUCCGCGACGCAACAACAACAUCAUCAACCACAACAACUGGAUACAGUUGCAAAAGCCGAUAGCCCAGUUAAUGCAAACGCAGCAUCACCGAAACGCGACUCGCAAGGUACAAACCUGCUCGCCAAAACAGGCUCUGUCGGACAAGGAAAAUCGUUUGACUUAGGCACUGACGCUAAUAGCAUGUGUUUAAACAAUCAACGCAUGGUAUUGCGGUCGAGCUCAGCACCGUCCACCUCGCAGAGUCAGAGGCGUGAAUCAUCUGCCGGGGAAAUGGUGUCUUCAUCGGCUGUCGCCACAAUAGCGGCUGCAAGUGCCCCUCCAUUAGUUCCUGUGGUCACAACAUCAAGUCGUCCAGGCGUCCUCAGCGGCGGUCCUGGAAACGGUCCUGGACACGUCAGUUCUGCGGGUGUCGACGUAUCUGGCCCGGCUACUGCGACAAGCCGUGUAUCAAUUUCAAAUGAAGACAAUGUCCUGCUCGAUCCUGAAGUGCUGACCGACUUCACAACACAAGCUCUAGUGUUGACCGUACUAGCUACAAUGGUCAAAUUUACCACCGAUGAGAACGAGGCCAGAAUUCUUUAUGAAUAUUUGGCCGAGGCUUCGGUUGUUUUUCCCAAGGUGUUUCCCGUCAUACAUUCACUGCUUGACGGGAAAAUUACCAAUGUUCUUGCAAUCAGCUAUGACCAAAUUAUUUUGUCUGCCGUGCAGUGUAUCAUUAAGAACAUGAUCGCCUGCUGCGAAGAUCAACAACAACAGCAGCUUCACUAUUAUCUUCAGACUUGCGGGUUCGGCGGUCUUUGGCGAUUUGCCGGUCCAUUUUCUAAAUGUCAAACGAAUUUGGACAAUGCCGAGCUAUUUGUCAACUGUCUCGAAGCAAUGGUCGAGACGUGCCUUCCGGCUGACGAGAACGAGCCAAGAGAACAGACGCACGAACCUCUCCAACAUUAUCCCUCGUCGCUGUCUGUUGCGUCCACCCUCAACUUGUCAUCAUCUAUGUCGAGUUUGACACUUGGAUCACCUACCGAAAAGGAUAUGACUGCUACGGCGGUCUUCAUUGGUGGCGGCGAAUCUUCCCGGAAUCAUCCGCUUCCACGCCAGCGUUCUCUCCGAUCAUCACAGGCUAAACCGCAAAAGCUGUCGCAGGGCGAAUAGCAAACUGCCAGCGGCGGUGCAACGGUAAACUGCAGCCCGGUGACGAUUGCCAACUGCAGUCGUUUAGCGAGCUGUUCAGGCGUCUCGCAGCAUCAGCCGCAACUUCAAUUUCAAUUACCGAUUCAGCUCCAGGAAGAAUUGGAGGAGCAUCUGCAGGAGCAAUUAUUGCAAUAUCAACAACUGCAGCAGCUGCAACAACAGCAGGCGGCAGGACAAAACUUCAUGCUUGUCUCGUUAGCCUGUAGUGAAAACGGACAGACCUCUCUGUCACCAGCCGUGGAACCUAUUGUCAAUACAUCGUUGGCCACCUAUAGCCUGAGCGUAUCACCGGCAGCCAUUGUGCCACUGCCGAGCUCGGAAGACACUCCGACCCCUGCACAGGGUACGCCAUAAGUCAUUAGUUAAAUGGAUGAUGAGCAAUUGGUAGAAUUCUUUUCUUCUCGGCUAAUAUUAGUCUAGUGCUAUAUAGGUCGUACAGCAAAUGGGACCCCAUAGUUGAAGCAUAUUUAUGGUUUGACAAAGUUGCUGAGGAGCACGCCUACGUAUAUACAGGUUACGAUAUGAUGCAGGCAUGUCAUAUCCGAUACUGAUGACAACCAAAUGCCAGAUCAACUAUCUACUUACUGCCGGAACUAACCGUCAUCGGCUAUUAUAAUAAAAUCUAAUAAUCAUCGGAACUAGCUAACUGGAGCACGGUGUCGAAGUGCACUAAAUUUAAUCUUUGCGACCUUGACUUGUUCCCAUUAAAACCAUCACAAAACAAAUGCAGCAUACAACCAAGGAAAAAAGGAUCAGCACUGGUAAUCGUUUGUAUAUGAUCUUGCGAAAUGAGAUGUGUUGUAUGAUCUGAUGAAAUAGAUGUUUAUACUGUAGAGAGAGAUGGACAAGAUAUUGAAGAACAAUAAAGUAAGCUAGUGUCGCGACGUCGAUGAGAGAGAUAAAGAAGAACAGACAACAGGGAAUACAAUAGUCCUAUGGGCAGCCCACAAAAAGCGAUCAGUCAUUCUACUCAGCAGCACGAUAAUCAGUGCAGUAUCAGCUGAUCGACAACGAAACUACUAGAAAAAAAGAAAAUUAUCGGCAACUUGUUGAAGACUGACAACGACAACAACAAUACGAAAUACUAAAGUUAGGAAAGGUCACGGUAAAGCGAAACAAGUAUCGAGUCAAUCGGUACCUAUGUGUUAUUUACAACCAUCGGGACGCCACCUUACUACCACUCAUAUUAAUAACAAUAAUAAUAACGAAAAUAUUUGCAUCCUUCCGGCUUUGUCCAACGAAGAUGAACGAAUAAUUCGAUUAUAUUACGACUAUAGCAGAAUUCCAUAUCGUAACCGCCGUAGAAGCCAUAUCGUAAACGAGAACGUGAGCGAUAGCAACAAUUUGUUCUGCUAUUAAGAUUUUUAUAAAAAGGCCAGUGGUAACAAUUACUGUUAUUAAUGAUAAUAAGAAUGACAAAUAAUACACUAUAUUGGCAUAUUAAUGUUGUUCGUAGGUUUGGCGCACAUCUUAAUCUGUAUAAUAAUAAUAAUAAUAAUUGUUCAGCAAUGAUGACAAAGGGAAGACCAUUUCGUCAACACAACAACUAAACGCUGUACGAAAAAUAGCAUUAGAUGAUGGUAGGUUCUAUGCUUCGAGAAGAACUGUCCUUUGGUCAUUAUAAUAAUAUUUAUUGUUAUUAUGGCUUGAAUAGUAUCUGAAUGCGUAUUUAAACGAACCUUUUUUUUUCUUUUUUUUUUUUGUUUUUUUGUACAUAAUGUGUUUUCGAGAGAAAUCAUAAUAUUUUAUUUUAAGAGAGACGUGAACUUCCCGGCGAUGGCCUGACUGGCCAUUCUAAUCAUGUGUGUCCCUCCAGCUAAGGGAAGCAUGUCUCUGUUAUAACGGUAACUGUAUUUAUUAUAAAGAGAAAAGGUUAUGUUGCGCGGAAGAAACCAAAGUCAGUUCAAGGCUAAUAAAUGAAGAGAGAAGUAACAGAGCGGACGAGCAUCGAAAGAAAAUCACAAUUACCGAACCGUUUGUAUUCGAACGCUCAGCUUUGAGCAUUUUUGUCAAUAUUUAAGCAAUGCUAUAUAAUGUACAGACUGUAAUUGUAUACUAAUGUGCUUAUUUUAACCGUUCAAUAAGUUAUUUUAUUGUUUUUAAGUUAUAUGGUAAUAGCAAUUUAAAGAAUAGCCUGCAGGGGGAAUACAGGAGUGGAAUGGGAGUAAUAAUUUAUCCGUAAAGGAACGAGUGCCACGUAGACGUAUUGACUCCCUGUUGAAUUUAAUCUCUACGCUUGUUACAGAUAUCAGCAAAAAAAAAAAAGCAAUAUCAUUAAUAUAACACAGUUGUGGGACGAUUUCGUAACAUUCUUCAACCAUGUUAUAUGUAAAUACCGGUCUUGUGAACUUUCCUACACACACCCCUGGAAACUGGCAGUAUAAGCUUCAGCAAA
Varroa destructor (honeybee mite) is the source of this 14099-nucleotide messenger RNA. It is a transcript of the gene Nf1, whose product is annotated as neurofibromin 1. Gene Ontology annotation, biological process: regulation of GTPase activity. The record is from RefSeq and is a predicted model, not a curated record. NCBI's taxonomy places the organism in Eukaryota, Metazoa, Arthropoda, Arachnida, Mesostigmata, Varroidae.